AUGCCUCCAGCCCUCUCAGACCUAUAUGAACAGGCCAGCCAAAUCCAAUCCGUUGAGUGUUACGGGAUAUUGGUUGCUGCCCUGCUGGGCGUCUGGCUGAUCGCACGGUUGGCGUACCAGCUUGGUCGGUGGACUGUCCAACGCCACAUCGCGGCCUCCAUUGGACGGCGUCUCGGCCGCGAGUUGCCGUGGCUUCUCCAGACUAUUGACAUCGCCACCGCUCUCGAGGCGAGCUUGGUUGGGGUGCUCUUGGGCGCCAACAUCGUCCUCCUACUCGUGUCCGCCCAUUCCCUGCUUCAUGGAGCCAUUGUCAUCGCCAGAGCGGAUAAGCCGACUCCCUCGAUGAGGCAUGACUGGGUUCCCUUGCUGGCAGCUGCUGCCAUUUUGAUGAUAAUCCCUGUGACCUUGCAUGUGGUCGUCCGACGGCACUGUCAGGUCGCCAUGAGAAUCCACUACCUUCUGGCGGUCACAGCAAUGGUGGCCCUGGCGUAUCAUACUUUCGUUGCCGUCUCUCAUGCAGUUUUCGUCCAACAACGCUGGAGUGCUGGACGGCCCACCGUAACCAUACGUCCCUUUCAGGAGCUGCUUCGCAUGGACAUUACAGUGUCCCCCCAUUGGCACAUCCGGCCGGGGCAGUACGUAUACCUCUGGUUGCCUCACGCAGGAUUUCGCUCGUGCUUCCAACUCCAGCCCUUCUAUGUCGCUUACUGGGAUGAUGCGCCCGGACCGCGCAUCCUGUACGUUCUGACCCGACCACGAGCCUCCAGCCUCAGUACACGACUCUACCUCCGCGAAUGGCUACACCAGCGUCGACAGCCUGCACUGUUGCUGGGGCCAUACGGCCCAUCGAUCGACUUUUCUCUGUUUGGGACGAUCGUGUUCAUCGUAGAGGACAUUGGCAUGUUGCGAGUGCUUCCCUAUAUCCGCAUGCUCGUCCAGGCGAGCGAGGAGCGGCGGGCCAUGGUACGCAAGCUGAAAAUCGUGUGGCAGAUGCAAGACUUUGACCACCAAUGCUGGCUGGGCGAUUGGAUGCAGGACCUGUUGGACCUCGACCGCAGUGAAUUUAAGAUUCUUGAAUUUCGGCUGUAUUUCCUUAGAAAGAGGACUUCCGUUAACCUUGGCGACGGGUUCGGCGAACGAAUUAAGCUGCGUCAAGGGCCACUGAUGGCCAGGGAAGUCGUCCAAGGUCACCUGAGCAAGCGCCGCGGGAAGCUAGCCGUGGGCGUGUGCGCCCGUCAGUCCAUUCGUCAACAAGUCCGGGAUGCAGUUCAGCCACAGACGGGGGCAGAAAUCAAACUUUUCGACUUCGAUCUCGAGCCGUGUCACACCUGGGUGGCCUCUUGUCGCGACAACGAAGCCGUCACUAAUCUUGCGCAAAGUGAUCAUCAGAAGUGGGUUGCCCCUCGCAUUAUUGAAGGUAAUUUUCAAAUGCAGUGAGUCCAAACAUGCCUUGUAAGACGAGACACUUGUCUUUACGCGCAACCGAUCCCAUGUAUGGCAGUGGCAUCCAUCGGUACGUCUCAGCUUCUCUCUCCAGCCCGAUGUCUGGACAUUCAGCUUGGACAAUCACGGGUCUUGUGGUCUCUCGUCCAUCU
Messenger RNA from Aspergillus welwitschiae, 1595 nucleotides. Its product is annotated as NADPH oxidase family protein. Gene Ontology annotation, molecular function: ferric-chelate reductase activity. Gene Ontology annotation, cellular component: plasma membrane. The transcript has 6 exons. Bases 1 to 1437 code for a protein of 478 amino acids. Lineage: Eukaryota; Fungi; Ascomycota; Eurotiomycetes; Eurotiales; Aspergillaceae. Gene Ontology annotation, biological process: iron ion transport; intracellular iron ion homeostasis; copper ion import. The record is from RefSeq and is a predicted model, not a curated record.